AGAGACGUGUAACUUUGACAGUUCCGGGAAAAGCCAAAGGAAUACUUCAGAUUACACAGAUGAGAUUGAAAUACCAUGUACUGAAAUAAACCAAAUUACUGUAUUAAAAAGGUUACAUAUGGAAAUCCGUCUUAUAAAUUGUUAACAAAUAAGUGUCAGUAUGCUGAGCCGAUCUAUAGUCGUACAAAGUCUUAGGAGUAUUAGAGAUAGGUUUUUUGAUACAAGACGACAAAAAGAUGAGCAAAGUGAUGUUCAGGGGACAAUUGAUGACGUCACGUGCCCCUCUCUGGAUAAUCUGUCGGUUGACAUGCAGUUUCUCAUUAUGACCUUCCUGUCCCCGCAAGACCUCUGCAGACUGGGAGGGACCAGUACCUACUGGCGGUCAAUGGUUCGAGACCCUGUCCUGUGGAAGUACUUCCUGUUGCGUGAUAUGCCGCUCUGGCAGUCAGUUGACCAUUUAUCAGUGCCUCAUGUCGAGCUCACUGGCUCAGCUGUGCUGGAUGACUCUCAGAUGCAGUUUGAUUAUAUGGCGGAGUAUUUACGCAUCUGCCCGGCCUGUCGAAACCAGUGGCGACACCAACCCAGGGCAGCAUUUGAGUCUGUGACUUCCUUCUUCCAGUCCUUCGUAACGGUUGCAGAGCCACAGUUCGCCAUGUUCGGCCCGGGGCUUGAGCAGUUAGAGAUUUCUCUCAUGACCACCAUCAUGAAUUCCCCUGAUGUACUUCCUAUAGCAGGAAUACCUCAACGUCAGAUUGAUGGCAUUGGAUCAGGAAUCAGUUUUCUGGAUAAAGAUCAGCACAGAUUCAACAUUGUGACUUUAUAUUCGACUAACAGGACGGAGCGAGAAAGAGCUCGCCUGGAGCACCUCAGUCUGCGCAGUAAACUCUUUGUCUAUCAGGAGGAUAGCGAGUCCAACAUGCCCUUAAGCCUCAUGCCCAUGUUUAAUCAAGUUUGCCAAGCCAUGAAUGGAUUCAUCUUUGUGGCAAAUGCUGAGACAGAAAGAGCCGACAGAGGGUGGGAGGAGGAAAGUUCCCAGAUCAGGGUUAUGUUAGACCCUGUGAUGGGUGCAGUGUUCCGCCCUAUCCUGGUGCUCUCCUGUGUGUCUAGAGAAACAGCAGACAGACGCAGAAUACCUUGUGUGACCGUUGCCCAUCAGCUUCACCUCAGCUCACUGCCGAACCCCUGGAUGGUUCAGGACACAAGUGCAGAAACACUGACAGGACUGCUGGAUGGCAUUGAUUGGUUGCUGAGGCAGUCUGGAGUUAAGCUGUAACUACCAAGAUUGACAUUAUACUGCUGGAUGUACUAUAGAUGCUUUUUAAACAUCUUUUGAUCCAAAAGAUACAAAUGCAUCUUUUGGUGGUGGCUAAAGUCAUACCAUGGAAGUUAUCUACAUAUUUAAUUGAACUGAUCUGGUUGCACUUUUCAACAACUGACCUUUUGUUUUGUCUUAAUGUUGUAUUUUAAUUGUUUUAUUUUUUUUUAAGUGAAAUAAAAAAAUAUAUAUAUUUGUUUUUUAAACAGGUGAAUAUACUUAUGUUGUUCGGGAUUAUGAUUAAGCAAUAUUACACAAGCGUGCAAUUGUACUUAAAGUCGGCAUGAAAUGGAAGUUGAUAUUGUCAUUUUUUUCCUUGUCGUGACGUAUAUCCGAGUGAAACGGCUU
Pimephales promelas (fathead minnow) is the source of this 1663-nucleotide messenger RNA. RefSeq names its product F-box protein 4 (gene fbxo4). Gene Ontology annotation, biological process: SCF-dependent proteasomal ubiquitin-dependent protein catabolic process; protein polyubiquitination. The record is from RefSeq and is a predicted model, not a curated record. Gene Ontology annotation, cellular component: SCF ubiquitin ligase complex. Gene Ontology annotation, molecular function: protein binding. NCBI's taxonomy places the organism in Eukaryota, Metazoa, Chordata, Actinopteri, Cypriniformes, Leuciscidae.